Tinamus guttatus (white-throated tinamou) is the source of this 1095-nucleotide messenger RNA. The record is from RefSeq and is a predicted model, not a curated record. Lineage: Eukaryota; Metazoa; Chordata; Aves; Tinamiformes; Tinamidae.
AUGACUCCCGCCACCCUGCAGGGGUUCAAAGAAAGGUCUUCAGGGAGGACACGAUUCCUCGUGGAGUAUCGUGGCCCUAACCUCCUUUCAGCCCUGUCCGCGCAGGAGCAGCGCCUGGCGGCCCUGCAGGAGGAGGUCACCCGGCUCUCGCGCUACGAGGCGGAGUGCGCCAGGAAGGACGGCGCCAUCGCCCUGCUCCGGGACGAGCUGGGCAGCCUGCGGCGGCGGCACACAGAAACGCAGCAGGAGAGCCCAGGUACCGAGGGUGCCGAGGAAGCUCUCGGGGAGGCGGAGGCUGCCGGGGCCUUUCGGGAGCCGCCGGGAGCAGGAGAGCAGGAGCUGCGGGCCCAGGUCGCUGACCUGCAGGAAGCCAAGCAGGAGCUCUGCCAAGAGCUGCACAAGACAAAACACGACUACAGCAUGGCCACAGGUGCCCUCUCUGCCUUGCAAAGACAACUGGAGAUCCAAGAGUCCCAGCUUCGGAGAACCGAAUCUGAAAAGGAAACACUGCAAAAGGAGCUGAGAGAGCGCGAGAAGCAGCUCCAGGCCAUGUCUGCCAAGUUUUGCAGCCUGAGAGAAGAACGGAAGCAUGGAGAAAUGAUGGCAACAAUAGAGAGGGAGAACUGCAGUCUUCGACAGACUGUGACACAACAAGAAUCCAAACUGGCUGAGCAGAACCAGCUCAUCAGCGAUCUGCAGAGCGCAGUCAGCCAGCUGCAGGCAAAGGUUCUGGUCAACGAGUACCACAUCCAGGAGCAGCAACGGGCACAGGAGGCAAUCCAGAGCCAAGCCGACCUGCUGCAGCACAUGGAGCAGCAAACUAAAGUAGCCCUCCAAAGCAUCUCCAGCAGGUUUGAAAGAUACCGAAGCAAAAUAAUUCAGGCCACCUUCAGUGCUGCAGGCAGCAAGUGUCCCCAGGCAGAACUGACUGAUGAGGAGGUGCUGGAGGCAAUGCAGAAAAUUAUUAACGAACGGAUGGAGUUCCAUCAGAUGCUGAAACAGAAGGGCGUCAAGGUCCCAUCUCUCUACAGCCCCGACACACCUGCUUCAUCCCUCCCCAAUUCCAGGAGUAGCAGAAAGAGUCCCCAAAAGUAG